Molecule: messenger RNA, 1104 nt
Organism: Mesorhabditis belari
Lineage: Eukaryota; Metazoa; Nematoda; Chromadorea; Rhabditida; Rhabditidae
Source: the annotation of a GenBank genome assembly
AUGGUUUCAUCAUUCCAAACUUCUCCGACUCGUCUGGUUCUUCUGAUGCUACGCGAUAUUCGAUGCUUCAUUGUGCAAUGGGCACGUCGUCUCUGCUUAGGCUUCGAUCGCUACAAUCGUCAAGCAGCCGGAAGUCACUCGCAACCAGGAGAUCGUCGAAAAGCACCUACUUCGAAGCGUCGACGUUCGAAUGCCACCCCCGAGCCGACCGAAACUACCGCAAAGAAAGACAAACCAAGUUCUCCAUCUCCUCAAUCUUUGAUUCCUUCGGAGAGACAAAUUUGUGUGGUGGUUUCAAAGCAGAAGUGGUUUCAAAGAUCCGACGCGUCACUAACUUCGCGGCUCACAAGCAAGGGAAAUGCUUAUGAAAUUACCUAUAGCUUGCCUAAUGAAGGGUAUGACGUUUCUGAAAAAUUCGGAUUCAAAAGCCUCGAUGAGUUGCCGAAUGAGAAACGACCAAUCAAUAAGCGAUUUGAGGAGGGCACACUUUAUCUCUACAGCGACGCAAGUUAUAAAAAGGAAAAAGGGCUUGCAAGCGCGGGUGUCGGAAUGUUUUAUGGAUUCGACGAAGAUGGACUGAAUUGGGGCAAGAAAAUUCCCAAACGUAUGGAAUGCGAUGAGAGCCGUGGUGAAAUUUUAGCGGUUUUAUUGGGCCUGAACCGUUUGCUUCAUUGGAAAGAAUCUAGGAAUCAGAAAGUAGUUGUACGUGUCGACCGGCUGGAGGUGAUUCAGGGUAUCCUGCUUUGCAAAACUGGUGUGGCGACAAAAGACGAAUACGGGUGCGUGUGGGCAGUGGCAGCUUUCUUUGUUCACGGAGUGCAACUGCAAUGGGUGCAAACGCACACAGAUGAUGAUCCGGCCAACGCAAAAGCCGAUCAGCUUGCUGGUGAAGUGGCGAAUCCGAAUGGGUGGACCCUAAGAUGCGACCAGAAAGUUCAGGCGUGGAAGGACGAGUGGACGCGUGGAACAGAACCCCGAAUUCUUCACAUUCAAACGGUUCAGAAAUACCGAGAGAAAAAAGGCUCUCACAAUAUCAUGGAUGUCUACAAGGAUGUUACCAGGGAUACUAAGCUUCUAGCGCUUCUCGAAGAAUCAAUUCCAAAA